Molecule: messenger RNA, 7409 nt
Organism: Bacillus rossius redtenbacheri
Lineage: Eukaryota; Metazoa; Arthropoda; Insecta; Phasmatodea; Bacillidae
Gene: cut
Product: homeobox protein cut
Exons: 13
Coding region: 340-5580 (1746 amino acids)
Biological process (GO): regulation of transcription by RNA polymerase II
Cellular component (GO): nucleus
Molecular function (GO): DNA-binding transcription factor activity, RNA polymerase II-specific; RNA polymerase II transcription regulatory region sequence-specific DNA binding
Source: RefSeq, a predicted model, not a curated record
AGUCCGAGGGAGGGAGCUACGCCGGCAGCACGCAGCAGCAGCGCGCACAGGCUGUCGUCGCAGCUCGCACGUGGGCACGAUGCGGCCGUCGCCUCGCGCGCCCCGCAGCUGAGCCGGCCUCACGCCACCUCGAGCAACACACGCCCCCGCCUCCCCCCUGUCCCCCUCGACGACACCCGCCGAUCAUGCCGCACGCUCCGUCGACGCCGCAAUCGUCCUGGGUUCGCGCCUCCGCCACGCCGCUUCUGCAGCCCGACGCAGCGUCCGUCAGGAAAUGACACGCCCCCGGCUCGCCACCUCACGUCUGCGGCGGUCCUAGCUGCCUGCUGCGCCUAGAGCAUGGACAUCCAAGCCAUGCAGUCCAUGGACUGGCUCUUCAAGAAGGAGCGCAUCUACCUACUCGCACAGUUCUGGCAACAGCGGGCCACGCUCGCAGAGAAGGAGGUUAGCGCGUUGAAGGAGCAGCUCGCCACGGCCAACCAGAACCUGCAGCUGGUGGAAGGGAAGGGCAAGCCGUCGUCCGAUAUGGAGCAAACCAUGGACCUGAUAGCGAGGUCCUCGCUCGAGGUGGAGCUGGCGGCCAAGGAGAAAGAGGUCUCGCAGCUGGUGGAGGACGUGCAGCGACUGCAGGCCAGCAUCGCCAAGCUGCAGGAGAGCUCGGCCGCGCAGAUCGCGCGCCUCGAGGAGCAGCUGGACCUCCGGCGACAGCACGUGGCCCGCCUCGAGGCGCGCCUCGACGCGCAGCGCGACUACGACGACCUCAAGCGCCAGCUCAGCAUACUGCGGUCCAUCGAUUGCCCAGCAGGAAUGGCAAAUCCUGGAGACAUUUCCAGCAAGUCGCUGGAACUGUUGCUUCUGGAAAGGUCGAAGGCUCUCCAACAGCCUGACAAUUCUUCCCUUAAGCCAACUUCCAGCUGCACUGGUAACCAAGGUAUUACCAACACAUCUACCACCACGAACUCCACAACGUCACAUCACUCGGUGGAUUCCUUUCCACAUUCUAUGAGUCACCCUCUUGACCACUCUGUCGUUCCACCCCCUCCCCCUCCGCCCCCUUCUGCCCCUCCAUGUCCCGUGCUGUUCCCGCCCCCACUUCAAAAUGUUGAGACUUUUGGCUCGUUCCUCGGCGAAGAAAUAGUCGCAAACUGGCGCCGUUCUCUCGAACGCACGAUUCUGAGCCAAAGCCAUGCGGCAGCCAUUUCUUCCUCUGUUCACCACCACCUUCAGCAACCGCACCAACCAAUCAUGAGUCUUCACUCCCCCACAGAUCCUCCGCAGACUGCGCCGUCGACUCCGAACCCGCCGACACCCCUGCAGCCGCCGCCCGAAACAGAAAGCAUGAAACUCGUCGAACCGUCGGGGUCGCCCAAUCCCCUGUCGUCCGUGUCGACGGGCUCUCUGGGCUUCGCCACGACGACUUCCCCGCCAUGUGUUCCUUUAGUGAACACUUGCACCACCUCGGCCAUAUCUUCUCCGCUGGCUGCCGUCUCGUAUGCCACCUCCCACGCGGCGAUCAUGUCUGGACCCGAGGGCAGCGCCUCGCUGCACAACCACCACCUGGUCAAUGGCAACCCAAAGACUCCGCCAGAAGUGACGUCGUCGGCGAGUGCGCUGUGCAGUAACAAUAUCAGUUCGCCUCAUUCGCUGGCCAGUGGUUUGUCCGCAAACAGUUUGAGUGUCAGUUCGAACGUAAACAAUUCCGCGGCGCCCCCUCCGACCAGCACGCCCGUCAGCGCAGGUCUCAGUUACUUCCGCAGUGACGACACGAUGAAAAGCCCGUUCAGGUUCGACGAUCCCAGGAGCCCAUUUCGUUUCACCGAGGACGGCGGACCCAUGAACCCGAGCGGUGUCAUGGUGGGACGAUUAGGGGAGUCGUUAAUUCCCAAAGGUGAUCCCAUGGAAGCAAGGUUGCAAGAAAUGCUGCGGUACAACAUGGACAAAUAUUCCACUCAGAACCUAGAUACACUGAAUAUAUCACGACGUGUGCGCGAACUUUUGUCAAUUAAUAAUAUUGGACAGCGUUUGUUUGCAAAAUACGUGCUCGGGCUCUCCCAAGGAACAGUGUCGGAACUUCUCUCUAAGCCCAAGCCGUGGGACAAACUAACUGAGAAGGGACGGGAUAGCUACCGCAAGAUGCACGCUUGGGCCUGCGACGAGAAUGCAGUCCUGCUUCUGAAAUCACUCAUCCCAAAGAAAGGUAAAGACACGGGUAUUCCGGCAUUUGCUAGAGGCGAUGCUGAAAACAUGACUGAAGAACGCAUUGCACACAUUCUGAGCGAAGCUAGCCAGAUGAUGAAAACUCAAGUCGAGGACAGCCGCAGCAACGACAGCAAAUCACCUAACCAUGCGCAGGAUGGAUCUCAGAACCGCCGCCUGAAGAAGUAUGAAAACGAUGACAUUCCGCAAGAAAAAGUGGUCCGAAUAUAUCACGAGGAACUUGCCAAACUGAUGGGAAGGAGAAUGGAAGACACAAUGCGCGGGCCACGUGAACACUUUCCUAGUCUGUUGUUUCCGCACCUGUUCAGCGGCGGGGGCGGGGCGCAGAUGGACCGCACGCAAGAGGAGAUCCGCAUGGCGCUGGACUCCUACCACCGGGAGCUGGCGAAGCUGAACACGGUGGCCGGCGUGGGCGGCCCAGGCAUGGGUGCAGUUCCCGUCCUGCCGAGCCUGCUGGCCCUGCAACACCUGCCCCACGCUCAGCUCAACGGGGUCGCCCAGGACCUGUCGCUGCCCAAGGAGAGGCGGGACCUGGGCGCCAAGGUCACCAACGGCGGCUGCCACGACGUGGAGCUCGACUGCAAGAAAGAUGCCGUUGCUGGGAUGGAGUCGGUGGCGGAAGUCCUUCGUCACGCAGGGAGUGCCUUUUCACUCGUGAGGCCGAAAGCCGAACCAGGAAUUGGGCAUCAACAACAAACGUCUACAGGGAGCAGUGCCAGCAGCCCUCUUAGCAAUUCUAUUCUUCCUCCAGCGAUAGCUCCUGGUGAAGAGUUCGUAGGCUCAGCAGCAGCAAGUCCGCUACAAAGAAUGGCUUCCAUCACAAAUUCCCUUAUUUCACAACCCAGCACGCCAACCCACCAUAGUCCUUCCCAAAGGCCCUUGAAAGCAGUUCUUCCACCAAUCACACAACAGCAAUUCGACAUGUUCAACAAUCUGAACACAGAAGAUAUUGUAAAAAAGGUGAAAGAAUCGCUAAGUCAGUAUUCAAUCAGUCAACGCCUGUUUGGUGAAUCCGUGCUGGGACUGUCGCAAGGGAGCGUGUCGGACCUCCUGGCGAGGCCGAAACCCUGGCACAUGCUCACACAGAAGGGGAGGGAGCCGUUCAUCCGCAUGAAAAUGUUCCUGGAAGAUGACAAUGCUGUUCACAAACUGGUCGCCAGCCAGUACAAGAUUGCACCAGAGAAGUUGAUGAGGACUGGAAGCUAUGCAGGAGGACCACCUUGUCCACCUCUCAGCAAACCACCAUCAUCCUCUAAACACCAUCCUCCCGAUAGCGCUUCAAACAAAAACAUCAGUGGUGAGAGCCAAGGACCCAUUCUGCCACCAUCAUUACAAAUGAUGCCUUCCCAGCCGCAGCCUCCCCAACCUCCUCUCCCACCGCUGCUGGUCACUCCGCCAAGCCACCACUCCCUUGCUGCACUAGCCUCCGCCGGCCCGGGAUCCGAUGCCAAGAAGCUCUCCUCUAACACUCCACACUACGCUCUGCACGGGCAUGCACACCCACACUCGCACCCACACCAUCACCAUCACCACCAUCACCACCAUCACCCACACCAGCAACAGCAACAACAACAGCAGCAGCAGCAGCAACAACAGCAGCAACAGCAGCACCAGCAACAGCAGCAGCAUCAGCAACAGUCCACAGCCAUGAUGAGGGCCUUUCAGCAGCACAUGAGUCCGAGCGUGUACGAGAUGGCGGCGUUAACCCAAGACCUUGACACCCAGAGCAUAACCACCAAGAUUAAAGAAGCGCUUCUUGCCAAUAAUAUUGGUCAAAAGAUUUUUGGUGAGGCUGUACUUGGGUUAUCUCAAGGCUCAGUAAGUGAAUUGCUAUCGAAACCCAAACCAUGGCACAUGCUUAGUAUUAAAGGAAGAGAACCUUUCAUACGGAUGCAGUUAUGGCUGAGCGACACGCACAACAUAGACAGGCUUCAGGCUCUGAAGAACGAGCGCAGAGAAGCGAACAAGCGACGCCGUAGCAGUGGGCACGGCCACCAUGGCAGCGGGGGAGGGGCAGCAGACAACAGCAGCGACACGUCUUCCAACGACACAUCCGAGUUCUACCACAGUCCUAGUCCUGGUCCUGGACCACCUUCAGCCAAAAAACAACGAGUUCUUUUCUCAGAAGAACAAAAAGAAGCUCUCAGGCUUGCGUUUGCCCUGGAUUCAUAUCCUAGUGUUCAGACUAUAGAGUUUCUAGGAAACGAGUUGGCGCUGUCCUCUCGAACCAUAACAAACUGGUUUCAUAAUCAUCGCAUGCGACUCAAGCAGCAGGUUUCGCAUGGACUGUUGUCGGAUAACGGAGGAAUCCCGGUUAUUAAUCGUGACAACUCUGGUUCCCAAGGAUCAUUCGAUCCUGUGCAGUUUCGACUCUUGCUCAAUCAAAGGUUAUUGGAACUUCAAAAAGAAAGAAUGGGCUUGGGUUCAGUACCACUUCCAUAUCAACCUUACUUCACAGCCAAUAAUAACUUAGCUGCCCUAAUAGGCCGUGGACUUUUACCAUCAUCUGAUUGUGACUUGACCAGCACGAUGAACAAUGUGGUUAGUGCGAGUAAAGAACAGUACAGUGGACUAGAUUUAAGUAUGGGUAGUAUUAAACGGGAAACUGAUUUUGAAGAUGAUGAAGAUGUGGAAAGCAAUAUUGGGAGUGAAGAUUCCAAUCUAUCCUCAACAAGUUUGCGAGAAGCAUCAGUUAAAAAAGAAUCUUCAACAAUUUUAACACCCUCAGUGGGUGGGGUGGGUGGUGGUGGGAGAUCUUCAAGAAGGAAGCCAGUUGCCCCUCAGUGGGUAAACCCUGAAUGGCAAGAGGUUUCCACUAAAGAAGAUGGGAAAGACAAAGGAGGAGAAAAGGAAGUAAUCAUCAAUGGUGUGUGUGUAAUGCAGACUACGGAUGACUAUGGCAUGAAAAUAGAAAAAGACGAAGAAACGGUUCAUGUUGAACCAACUGCAGUUUUAGACAGAUAUGAGGAUGAUGAUGAUCAAUGUAGUGAGGCUCUUUCAGAUGUAGAAAAUAGGAAUAUGACUGUGGAUUGUAGAGAAAGAAUACAAAUGAGUCAAACAUCUGAAGAUGCAGAAGGUGAUGAUGAAAGGAGAAGUGGAAAGUUUGAACCAUCAUCACCUUUAGAUGAAAGAACUGAAGUUGAAGAAGACAAUGAAAUUGAGUCAGAAGUGGACAGGUGUUUAGAAGAUCACACUAAACAAAUUAAAGAUGAAGAAGGAAGAAACACAUUGAAUGAAGAAAGAAGAGAAGUUGCUGAGUGGGAUAUAUCUGUUGGAAACAGAGACAAAAAAUCAGGCGUUACUUUAGAUAACUUACCAAAGCAAAUCAAAUCUGAAGAACAGGAUGAGAGGUGGGAAUAUUAAAAAAUAUUCCUACUAUUUGACAUUCUAAGUAUUUAAAUCACUUAUGGCUGUUUUUUAUGAUUCUCAUAAAUUAUAGACGAUUUUUUGUGUUUUGAAAGGGAACAAAACUAAAUUUCAUGUCCCUAUUAAUAUUUAAAAAGUGCAAUCAUUGAAGAUAACAGGUGUGAAUAUGUACUUUGUGAAACACUUAUAUUUUUUUUAUUAAAGCUAAUGUGAGAUUAGUACACAUAAGCACAGGAAUGAAGAAAGAUGUAUAGAAAGAGAAACGCAUUUAAUUUCAAUAUUUUUGUUUCAAUUUCAGCAUUACAGAUUACUAUUGUUUUCAUAUUUAAGCAAAUACUGAUUUUAUAAGAAGACUGUUAUAAUGUAUUAAGUUGGUAUUUUUGUUAUCAGCAGUAGCCAAAAAUUAAAGAUAAAUAUACUGUUGCCAAGUAAAUAUUGAAUGUGAUAAAGAGCUUAAAUAUUAACAGAUGGUAACAUUAAAAUUAUUUCUUAUCUAAAAAGAAAUCUUGUGAAUAGAUUGACUAUCCACAAAGCAUGCUCAAGGGAAAAAAAUGCAGAAUAAGGCUGCCUUUAUUACUUAAGUAUGCUGAAAUUCUAUGAAUAAGUUACGGAACAAAAUAUAUCUGAAUUUAUCCGUUAUGAGAUUUUAAAUAAAUAUUCAUUUCUGUUAUGUGUGUGUUUGUGUGUAUUCAUGACAUUUUCCAUUUGUGCAUUUGUUUGUGUGUGUAUGAAUGAAGUUUCAUGUGUUUCGAGGAUGAAUAUCAUAACAUUAAUUGUCAAGUAAAUAAUAAUUUUUAUACAACUGGUUUAUGAGCGAAAAAAAGGAAAAUAAUGUAGACAGUAUUUUACUGUUAAAUAUUUUAUAGCAUUUUUCUUCAAAAUGAUUUCUGCUUCAAAUGGAACACAAACAGACUAAGCCACAUAAUUUUUUUUUUAAAUUUUUCAUGUCCUAAGGAUAUUAAUGAUUAAUUUAAUGAAUAAUCAGAAAUGUUUUUGUCAUUCUCAUUUCAGUAGUAGCAUGUUUAUUGAUGUAGUUAAAAUUAAAUAUACAGAAUAACUCCUUUUCUCACAUUCCCCAUUUUAUACCUACCUGCAUUUUACAACACUGCUCUGUGGUCUAAUGUAAAGAUAAUACAGUUGUUUUUCCACCUUUUACUACUUUCUGCAUUUUUUCUUAGUCCCUUGAAAAGUGAAUGAAAGGGGGUUUCACUGUAUAUGAAUUAUUUGUUGAUUAGUUUUUUUUUGUUUUAGAAAAAUGAUGAAAUAAAAUUGUAGUACAAGUAAAAAGAAUAUAGUAUAAUUUUUUACUUUAAAUUUUUACUCUGAUAGUCUUUAAAGGGGAAAAAUCUAGUCUUUAAGACCAGUAUAUCAUCAAUUAGAAUUUUUUUUAAUUAGUUUUCUUUAUCCUCAGAAAGUAAUAGCAUAAAAGAAGUAAAAUGUUUACCACUCAUGCUUAUUCUUUGCGAUAUUUCUUAGUUGCAUGUAUACAUUUUUCUGUACUUUCUGUAUCAUUUUAUGAAGCUAUAAAAUGAGUAAAAUUUGUGAUCUCAGAAAUGUAUGUUGUUGUCGCAGUAUUACAAACAAAACUAGUAUCACAAGUGUUUCAAAAGUGCAUAUUCUGGUUUGUUUUAUAUUCACAUAUCAUACAAAAUUGUGUUUUAAAAUUCUAUAAAGUUUAAUAAAUAAUGAAAACAAAACAAUGCAUACAUGCAUACAGUAUUUUAAAACUUAAAAAAGUUAGUAAUGUUAAGGUCAUAUUGUUACCUGUGUCCGUUUGGGCAGGAAUUCUUCAUACAGAAAUGUGUAUUUGGCUGAAAAUAUAAGCA